This is a messenger RNA of Nanorana parkeri, 2102 nucleotides long. RefSeq names its product tetratricopeptide repeat domain 12 (gene TTC12). NCBI's taxonomy places the organism in Eukaryota, Metazoa, Chordata, Amphibia, Anura, Dicroglossidae. The transcript is spliced from 20 exons. Gene Ontology annotation, molecular function: protein binding. Bases 1 to 2034 code for a protein of 677 amino acids. The record is from RefSeq and is a predicted model, not a curated record.
AUGUCUACAGAUCAGAAGCUGGAGAAGUUUUUGAAAGAUGUGGAUGAAAUAUCUGAAAUUCUUCAAGGCUUAAACUCUGAAGAUUCAUCUGCUCAAGAAAAUGCCAUCUCAAGAGCAGAUCAAAAGCUAGAUAUGUUCAAGAAGACUGACAAUGAAGAUGGAAUUAGGACCAAAACUAAUAGGACACUUAUUAAUAAGCCAAGUAGCUCAUUUACUGAGCCUAAAUCUGAAAUGAGCCAAGCCCUAAAAGAUCUGGGAAAUGAAGCAUAUGCAAAAGGCAAUUAUGAAAAUGCAAUUCAACGGUACAGUGAAGGUCUGGAAAAGCUGAGGGACAUGCAGGUCUUAUAUACUAACAGAGCACAGGCUCAUAUAAAACUACAACAGUACCAGAAUGCUAUAACAGACUGUGAGUGGGCAUUGAAGUGUGAUGGAAAGUGCCUGAAGGCCUACGUCCACAUGGCUAAAGCCUUUCUUGGACUUAAAAAGUUUGAGGAGGCAAGAACAUGGUAUCAGAAGAUCAUGGAUAUUGACUCUAGCAAAAUGAAACUUGUCAAAGGGUACUUGAAUGAGGUGGACUUCCAGGAGAGGAAAGACAAGGAAGAGCAGAAUGCCUUACAGGAACUAGAGGCUGGGGCUGAAAAUGCAAAAUCUGUAAUACAACUACUCCAAAGACUCUCUAAAGAAGAUCAAAUUCCACUCUAUUACUCUGGAGGAAUACAGCUUCUGGCUGAUGUUGUGAAGGGCUGUACAGCACAAACUCUAUUCAGAACUAGUAAUGGAUUCAGUAUCAUUGGGGAAAACACAGUUAUCAAUAGGAGCCUUACCACCAGACAAGCAGACCCCAUAGAUUCAGAUCUUUGUAUUUCAGUUCUCACAUUAUGGCAAGCAGUCUGCAAUGGAAAUGAAGAGAACCAGAACUUGUUUAUCACCCAAAGUAAUAUACGCAAGCAGAUCUUUACAUUGCUGUCGUCAGAGAUCCCUGAUAUUCAGAGAAUGACACUAGCCCUUUUAAAGAUGUAUUCCUCAACAGCUGAUGGAAGACUCCUACUGGUCAAACACUUAGACCCUUCUAAGCUGUUGAAACGUCUUCUAGAAUAUGUGACACUAAUGGAUGGGAGAGCAGGUGAAGCCAUGGACAUACUGUGUAGCCUGACACAGGAGCAGAGGUUGAAUCCUUAUUUCAGGACUGUUUCAUCAGAAUUGCUUUCCUCAUUUACUUCACUUCUGAGGAAAUUGAGCACUGUGAAUACAGAAGUGUUUCCAUGCUGCAUUGGCAUCAUAGGAAGGAUAACUGAAGACGGUGUUAUAAGGAGUCAUUUUGCUAGUUCACUGACAUGCUGGGACCCCUGUUUGAUGGCAGUGGAUGAGUGCUGCUCUUCAGCUGAUGGAGGACAAUACAAUAGCAUUUUAAUUGCAAUUCUUGGUCUCAUGUUUAACUUGUCCUUGGAAGUGACCUCUGCAAUAAAGGAGCGGGGCAUUGCUAUAAGCACACAAUGUUUAUCUCUACUUUGCUGUCAAGAUGGAAUUGUUCUCACUAGAUUAGUGGGCAUUCUAAGUAGGGUUCUUCCACAAUGCACUGCAGCAGUCGGACUUUCAGUACAACAAGGAAUUGUAAAAAAACUCAUCAAGAUGUUGAAGGCAGGUGGACAGAAGACAUCUAUGUAUGCGGUCAAAGUGCUUGCUGUGUGCACCAAAGAGGACAUCCAGGCAUGUAAAGAUGUCAUCAAGUAUGAUAAAAGAUUCAGCACUUUGGUAAACCUGCUGCGAUCUGAAGAUGAGAUCAUUGUUGCAAAUACAGCCCUUUCCUUGGGUUGUUGCUUUGCUGUACCAGGAUCAGCUUCUUCCCUCCUCCAGUCUGAUAUCCUGAAGCUCCUACUGACCCAUGCUGGUGGAGAUGCCAAGAAGUCCUCCGUGCAGCAGAAUGCAGCCAUAGCACUGGCGAAACUGUGCUCUGCAGAGCCAAGGUACCUGGUACAACUUCGGGAACUUCAUGGAAUUGAAAUUCUCAACUCUUGUAUGAAGUACAUCAAAUGACUGAACUCACGAACCAGAUGCUGAGCUGGUAUUAUUGGAUAUACAGACUUUUUUACAGUAACUGUAAA